UACGCACACUUAUACCACAUUGAAUUUUCAAUCUUCCUUAUCCGCUGAAAGCUUAAAAUAACCAAGUUAACUACCACUCAAGAUAUCUUUCAGCUAUCCAUAGUCUUGAAGCUAUAUUUCCCGCCAAGUAAUGCUGCUUCAGCUUCAGUGUCUGUGCCUCUCUUCCUCCUCCUCCUCCUCCUCCACCAAAACCACCAAACCUAAAACCCUCUAUCCCACUCCAAACCAACCUCCCCACUUCAUCAAAUUCCGUACAUCCCACCGCGAAAACCUCCGCUACCUCAAAACUCUCGGCGUCAUCGACCCACAAACCAAGCCCAACAACCUCCCACUCCCCGACGACGUCGACCAAAUCCUCCUCACCGUCGAUUUCCUCAAAUCCAAAGGCUUCUCCGACUCCGAUUUCCCAAGGCUCGAAUUCCUCUCUCCCGAGCUCUUCUCUUCCAACCUCGACCCCACCGACAUCGCACCUGUCUUCGAUUUCCUCGCCGCCGAUCUCUCCGCUUCCGUGGAAGACACGCGCCGUCUGAUCCUCCAGUGCCCUCCCAUUCUCUUCUCCGACGUGGAGUACUGUCUCCGACCGACGCUACAUUAUCUCCGGAAACUGGGCUUGGAGAGGCUCGACAGGCCCACGAGCCUGAAUGCCCAUCUGCUGAAUACCCGGGUCGAGAAGCUACGGAUGAAGAUCGGGUUUUUACGGAGAAUCGGGUUGUCGUACGACGAGUCGUCUAGGGUUUGCGCUCGGGUGCCGGCGAUAUUCGGAUACAGCAUUGAGGAGAAUCUGAAGCCCAAGUACGAGUAUUUGGUUAUGGAGAUGGAGAGGAAUUUGGAAGAGCUGAAAAAGUUUCCGCAGUACUUCGCUUUCAGUUUGGAGAAGAAAAUAAAACCGAGGCAUUUGCAUUUGAAGCAGAGGAAUGUCCGAAUCCCUUUGAAUCGAAUGUUGAUUUGGAGUGAUCAAAGAUUUUAUGCGAAAUGGAAAUAGAUUUAAAAUUCAAUUGAAUUUCUGUUAGCUUGAUCGAUGGCUAUGGAAAGCCUCUUCUUUUUAUUCUUCUUUUUUUCCUAUGAAUUUCAUUACUGAAAUGUUCUUAUA
Ziziphus jujuba (common jujube) is the source of this 1090-nucleotide messenger RNA. RefSeq names its product transcription termination factor MTEF1, chloroplastic. The coding region runs from base 131 to 982 and encodes 283 amino acids. The record is from RefSeq and is a predicted model, not a curated record. Gene Ontology annotation, biological process: regulation of DNA-templated transcription. Lineage: Eukaryota; Viridiplantae; Streptophyta; Magnoliopsida; Rosales; Rhamnaceae. Gene Ontology annotation, molecular function: double-stranded DNA binding. The transcript has a single exon.